Messenger RNA from Meriones unguiculatus (Mongolian gerbil), 1132 nucleotides. RefSeq names its product sulfotransferase 2A1-like. The coding region runs from base 77 to 1024 and encodes 315 amino acids. The record is from RefSeq and is a predicted model, not a curated record. Gene Ontology annotation, biological process: sulfation. Gene Ontology annotation, molecular function: sulfotransferase activity. Lineage: Eukaryota; Metazoa; Chordata; Mammalia; Rodentia; Muridae. The transcript is spliced from 7 exons. Gene Ontology annotation, cellular component: cytoplasm.
CCUCUCAGUGUUGGCUAGAGCUGUACAGGUGCCCAAGGCUUUAAUCCUAACAGCACGCACAAAAGAGCUCUUUGCCAUGUCCGACUACAUUUGGUUUGAAGGAAUACCUUUCCCUACCAUAGGGUUUAAAAGAGAAAUCAUAGAAGAGGUUCGCAAUAACUUUCUGAUAAGAGAAGAAGACACGGUCAUACUGACAUACCCCAAGUCAGGAACAAACUGGCUGAUUGAGAUUGUCUGCUUGAUUCAGACCAAGGGGGAUAACAAGUGGAUCCAAUCUGUGCCCAUCUGGGACCGUUCACCAUGGGUAGAGACUAAAGUAGGAUAUGAAGCAUUAAUCAAUAAGGAGGGACCACGACUCAUCACCUCCCACCUACCCAUCCAUCUUUUCCCCAAGUCUGUCUUCAGUUCCAAGCCCAAGAUGAUCUAUCUCAUCAGAAAUCCCAGAGAUGCACUUCUAUCUAGUUAUUUUUUCUUCAGCGAAACAAACCUUGUGAAGAACCCAGGCUCUCUGGGAACUUAUAUCAAAUGGUUCCUCAAAGGAAACGUUGUGUAUGGAUCAUGGUUUGAGCACAUCCGUGGCUGGCUGUCCAUUAGAGAACUGGACAAUUUCCUGUUACUGAGCUAUGAAGACCUGAAAAGGGAUCCAAGGGGAACUAUAGAGAAGAUCUGUGACUUCCUAGGAAAGAAAUUAGAGCCAGAUGAGCUGGAUCUGGUUCUCAAGCACAGCUCCUUCCAAGCCAUGAAGGAAAACAACAUGUCCAAUUUUAGUCUUAUCACAGAAGACACGGUUACUAAUGGUUUGAAGCUCAUGAGAAAAGGCUCCUGGCCUCUCUGUUUUCUGAAUCAUCUCUCCUGGAAUAAGAAGUUCCAUACUAUCUCUGUCUGUGCGAUCUCUUUGCUGGAAGCAGAUUGCACAACUGGGGACUGGAAGAAUCACUUCACAGUAGCCCAAGCUGAAGCCUUUGAGAAAGUGUACCAGGAGAAAAUGGCUGGUUUCCCGCCCGGACUCUUCCCCUGGGAAUAAGUUCUCACAACUUUUAAAUCUUGUGUGGAUCCCGCUGUUUACUUUCCUGUUGGUAAUGUGGAUGGCUGGGUAGAGUCAUGAAAUAAAUCCUCUUCAAGGACUGUGAAA